Molecule: messenger RNA, 1122 nt
Organism: Candida albicans SC5314
Lineage: Eukaryota; Fungi; Ascomycota; Pichiomycetes; Serinales; Debaryomycetaceae
Exons: 1
Coding region: 1-1122 (373 amino acids)
Biological process (GO): mitotic spindle organization
Cellular component (GO): cytoplasm; dynactin complex
Source: RefSeq, a predicted model, not a curated record
AUGAACAAGUAUAGUGAUUUACCAGAUAUAGACAAUGAAGGCCAAGAAGUAUUUGAAUCUUCAGAUGUGGAAAGUGAGAUAGAACUACCGAUUGAAACGAAACAUGAUCCUGAUAUAGAAAUCAGUUCCAUUAAUGUUGAAGAAUCAAAAGAACUUUUCGCUCGAAACGAAAUUAUUGAUACCACGUCGUUUGAUUUUCUGGGGAAUCUUUCCAGAUUGAAUGGAUAUAGUGUAGCACAAGUUGAAGAAACUACUGAAGAGAAACUUUCUAGAAUAUCAAGAGAAUUAGAAGAAAUCAAAUUACAAGAUCAGACGGCUUCGGCUUCGGCUUCGGCUUCACAACAACAAGUAGAUCAAUUAUUAACAAUACUAUCAGAGUUGAAAUCGGAAAAUAAUACAACAACCAAUAAACUUUUACGUUCUGAUCAAUUGAAAAUAGAUAGUUUAUUCAAACAUAUUGAAUCCGAUACCCCUGCUGUUGCAUCUCAAAAUUUUAAUCGUUUGAUAGAUUUGGAAAAUAGAUUAAGUGUGCUUGAAUCUGCCGUUGGUGGUACAGAAGACAUCACCACAACCACUUCUAUCCAACUAACUAUAAAUGAUCUUUCACGGAAAAUUUCCAUUAUUGAGAAUCCGGAAUAUAAUUUUGAUAAAAUUAGACAAGAAGUGGAUAAACUUACUAAAGAAUUGGAAGAAUUAGAUUUGAAAAGAAAAGUAUUAGAUAUAGAUAUAGAUAUAGAUAAUGAUCAUGAUCAUAAUGAUGACACAUCCAAAACAACAACAACAAUUACAACAACAACAAUUACAAAACAGGAUAAAAUUGAUGAAUUAUAUGAAAAAUUGCCUCAAAUUAAUAAAUAUAAUCAAGUUGCUCCCAUGUUAUUAACUAGAUUGAAAACUUUAAAUAGUAUACAUCAAGAAAUGAAAAAUAACAUUGAUUUAUCAAAUGGGAUUGAUCAAAUAUUAAAUGAUGUACAAUUGGAUUUGAAAAAUUGGGAUCAAACAAUAAUUAAAUUAAAUGAUCGUAUUAAUGAUUAUGAAGAUAAUUUUGCAAAAAAUUCAACAAUUGUACAAGAAAGAAUUAGUGAUUUAAUAUUAAAAGUAGAUAGUUUAUCCACAGACUGA